GAGGGCGAGGGCCGGUGGUACGACCUGGAUGCAGAGAGAGUGAUGGAGAAUGGAGAGGUGAAGGGCACUGCGAAUCCAACAGGAGACUCUUUGCUGCUUGAAUGCCGCUUUGAGUUACCAUGGGGCAAAAAGGCCAAAGAAAGGGCAAGGAAGAAAGCUCUGGAACCAGUGCUUCCCAACGGCCCGUGUGGCAAAGGGGAGACUGGCCAAGCUUCCGCCUCCACUGUUGGGGCUGGAGGCUUGGAUGCUGCCCCUUCCUCCUCCCUCUCUCCACCUUCCUCCUUCAUGGGCAACGUGUCAGCCGCCCGCCCAAGUAUCUCCACUGUUAAGCUUCUCAAUACUGUUACGUUUGAAACUAUUGAAACUGGCACUGACAAUGAGGAGGAUGAUGAUGAUGAGUGUCUGGACUCGUCGAUGCCAUCUUUCAAAUCCAACCUUCUUACCGCCACUGCCUCAGAGACCGUAGACUCCGGCAUUGGCAAUGAUGAAUUAGGUGCUGAAAGUAGCAUUUCUAGAUUUCUUAGUAAAAGUGAUGAUUUUAAAAUUGAGUCAAGUGAAACUGUAAGUGAAACAGAUAUGAAUGGGUCAUCAUUUAGAUUUAGUUUUCAAAUACCAUUGUCACAAAAACAUACAGAACUCGCAUCCCCAGCCAGUGAUGAGAAGGCGUUUACAUGGAACUCUGAAAACAGUGUCUCUACCUAUGCAAUAACUGAAUCUAGCCCAAAAGUUACACUUGUUACUACAAAAUUUGCUUCAUUGUCAGUGUCAUCCCCAGAUAAAGACCUCCCUUGUAAAACUUUCCCUGAAACCUCCAGUCCAAGUGCCACACCCUCCUCAGGUAUAUUCAACAUCAAACUCCUGAAAGAAAAUCUUUUAAGAGAAAGUGAAGGACUAGACCCCUUGCAACCAUCACCUAACUUGGAGGAUUCAUCUUCUACAUGUAGUUAUCUAACACUGUCUGGUUCUAGUGGUUUCUUUUCUAAGUCUAGUGCUACCGACGAGGUACCGUCCCCUAAGACCUCGCCGACAGCUGAGACAGAAUACCCCACUGAAGUCAAUGGUGAUGUACCCUCCAGCACUUUCAGCUUCCUUAGGUCUCCUACGCGGGCUGAACCUACAGCCCAUGAUGCUUCUUCCUUACAGGAAGUCACCACUGAUUCCACUGAACAAGCUUCUAGCACAGAAUCUUUUGGACGUACAAGGUUCUCUUUCCUUACAAAAGCUUACCUCCCACCUGUGGACAGUUCAAGUGAGGAGACUGGGACCACAACAGAGCUUAGGUGGUCACCCUCCUCGGAGAAACCCAUCUCGUCGCCUACAUCAGGAUUCACCUUCUCUUUCUCAAGGACCAGUGAAGCUUCCGCUACCAUGCUUACGAGUGCCACCGCCACACCCAUCAUCAGCACUUCCAUAACUUCUACACCUCGAGAGAAAUCCCGAUUUUUCUCCUUCCUAAACCUAAGACAUUCCCCCGGAUCAGAAUCACCACCUUCACUGGCUAGUAGUACUGGUGAAAAAGUUUGUCCCCCUGGAAAUAAUCACAAGCUCAAGCUGGAAAGUACUAAUAAAAUAAGUGGUGAUGAAGCAGUUAAAGUUGAAAAGUCUGGGAAACUUCUUUCUGAAAAGAGUCGGAAAGGGGCCACAGAAACCAUUCAAUCAGGAGAGCAAAAGAAAGACCUGGAGGAGACGGAGGCACAGGAGUUGCAGAGAAAAUUGGAGAUACUCAACCACAUCAUGGAUCAGGAGACACGUGGUGCACCAGGGGCCACAAGAAACCCCCAGCUCAAUCUAAUGUCUGGAAUGUCUGAAGACAGUGAUUACACAAGUGACAUCAACUACCCUGUGGGCCAGCACCCCAACUCUUCCGCCUCGCAGUUCCUCGCCGUCGCCAACCAGAUGUCCACACCACAGAGAUCCUUAGAAAACAGUAGAGAAAAUUCAUACGAGAGGGAUGACGGUGGUCAGUACGGCGGGGAGCUGAGUCUACAGGAAGGUUAUAGUGAAAGAUAUAGUUCAGUGGCAGGAGACAAGAGCAGGACCGACUUCUACGAUGAUUACACCAUGGAACACAACAAGAAGAAUGAAGGACAUGUGCAGACAGGUGUUGGUGAUGAGGACCUCUCCUACAAUAGUCGACCAAACAACAGGAAAGAUUAUAGGUAUCGCCCGGAUCCGUGGGAUGACGAUAUCAGCCCAGUGAGCAGCUACUAUAGUGCAUACGAGUCUGCCUCCGCUGGACAGGGUGCACCCGUAGACGACUCUGUGCCCUCCAGAACCUCCUCAAACAAUGCCAGAGGGAAGCUCACUAGAGGGAACACGCGGAGGCCAAGCUUGGAAAGACAAACUACACUGUAUGACGACCAGGGCGGAGGGACAAGAGGGGACGGGACCAGUCGAGAAAACAGGUACUCUAACUACCAUAGCUACUAUCACCAAUACUCCUCCAGCCAGGAUGAUGCCAGUGCACCAACAGGAGAAACUGAUUAUGACUACGACAGCAAGACGGCCAAAGAUGAGCAAACAGAUCUCGGGUACCAGAAUGAUCAAGAGGGUUGGUAUGACAAGGACAAGAUAGAUGGGUAUUAUGGUGAAUAUGGUAAAGAGUGUAGUAAAGAUGAAGGUUACCAGAAUGAUAAGAAUGAUGAUGGCUAUGCUGGAGAACAGUAUGACAUGUAUGGUUAUGACCAGUAUGGGCAAUAUGCAGAAUAUGACCAGUAUUACGGGUAUGAUAAAACAGGUGAAAACUAUGAUUAUAGCCAAUAUGGAUACUAUGGGGAAGAUGGAUGGACCUACUAUCAGAAUUAUGAUGGUUAUUAUGGGUACUAUGAUGAAGCUGGUGUCUUUCACAAUUAUAAUGAGAAUUAUAAUUAUGCUUAUCGUAGUAAUGAGCAUUUGGACUCAAUGGCAGAAAUGCAAGGUGAUGGUAGCAAAGUGCCGGUUACUUCCAAGAUGAUCACUGCACCCUCCAGCCUCGCUUCAGUCUACACUACUACCACCUCGGCCAUCACCACUACUAAAGCCCUCAGUUCGGUGCUCACCACCACCACAUCCUCCUCCACCACCACAAAGCCUUUGGGUAACCAUGUAGCACCCACACAAAACACACAACAUAAACCUGAUGGUGGCUUAUUUAACAAGCUACUUCCGCAACUCCCUAUCUCCCUUUCAUCCACUCACACCACCACCACCACUGCUGCUACCAUCACUGCCACCACCACCACAGUCACCACCACACAAUCCAGCCGCCCGUUUAUGCAGUUAACCGUUCCACAGGCUCAGCCACACUUAGCACAACAGACAGCACAGCAGCGGGCAGCUCAGCAACAAAAGCAGCAAGCUAAGCCUGCUGGUGGUGGUUUUGGACUAUUUGGUAGUAUUGGUAGUAUGAAUAAAAAAGGUGGCCUUUUUAAUGCCAUGUCUGGCAUAACGUCCAAGAUGAGUGACACAUUGAACACAGCUGUUAAAGAAGUGUCUGCAACAGCUGCUGCAGCUGCACAGCAAGCUAAUGUUGCAGCUCAUCAAACAACAAAAGCAGCAACAGCAAAAGCAGCUGCAGCAGCUAGAGGUGCAGGUGUUGUCUCAUCACACCCAACAGCAGUGCCUACCACAGCUGUGACUACAACUCACAAAACUACGGUUCCUCAUUCUGCGAAACCCUCUUUAGCCGGAACAAGAAUGACCUUGACCAAACAGGAGAGUGUGAGAAGUGAUAAAAUGCCUGGAGAUGAUGCAGAAAGACGAUCUUUGGCUACACUUCCAGAAACCUCAGAUCCUACCUACCAGACAGAUUCCCUUGACCAGGCCUCUUUAUGGCAACAAGAGAGCUAUGAGACAGCACACACAGACAAAUCACAGCAUCGACAAGACAGCUUUGAAACUGCACCUGAUGAUUCCAUCUGUGAUGAAGAGGAGCGUGGUCGUGAUGACUACUAUGAUGAUUAUUAUGAUGAUCGGUGGCCUAGAAGACCUUAUGACUCACGUGACCCAUACUACGAAGACGAUUACUACGACGAUGACCGCCGUUCUCGAUACUAUGAGGAUGACGACUACUACAGAGAUUCCUUCGAGAAUGAUGAGGCGUCAAGCAUUGUGGAUACUGAGCGAGGCCUACCUCGUUACCCAUCUCAGGGUUCAGAGGAAAGAUUCGUGGAGGGGGACGCACAGUAUUCUACUGAAUAUGAAAGUGGCACAGAGUCCAGGGAAGCCGUCAAUGCAAGGAUUGAACCAUACCCUGGAGACCUUAGCAAGGCAAAAGAGGAGAAGCCAAAGGAGUCUAAGAUCAUUGAUUUCGACAUGAAGACUCGGACGGAGCACGCGAUGGCUGAGAGUGAUACCACUAAGGCACCUGCAGGGAAAGGGAGGCCCACAGAAGCCUCUGCAGAUAAAGAGAGCAAAAAGAUGGGUUUCGAGGCAAAAAUGAUGCAGAUUACGAAAACUGUGCCCUCGGCAGCGGCCUCUGAGAAGGUGAACAUUUGCAUGCUUUUCCUGCAUGCAUAUUGAAUUGAUUUGCCAAGAGUAAACAGAAUGGUGUUUACUAAUAAAUAUAUAUAUUUUGAGGAAAUGUAGAUAAUAUUAAUUAAUAGUUGUCCUUGAAAGGACCACCCUUUUAAUUUUGUAAUGGAAAGUUAGACUUUUUGUCAAUAUUGUUAUCAAAACCUGUGUACAACACAUCACAGGGUGAGGAAGUAAGGGAGAAACCACCACAAGUCAAGCUUCAGGUUCACCCUGAUGUUAAAGAGCUUAAGCAAAAGCCUCCAGUACAGUGUGAGGGUCAGUCUCAGAUUCCUGAAAGUAUUCAUGGCCAAACCCUGGACCAAUCUGAUGCCCAGCUUGAGACUAAAGCUGCAGGACAAACUAAAUUGGAAAAGAAAAUACUGGAUGAAUUAUCUGGUGAAGCUCAGGAACAUGUUAAAAUGAAUAGGAGUAAACAGCUAAAUUUUGAAGCUAAACUUAGAGAACUACAACAGGGCCAACCAACCCACUCUUCUCAAGCACAGGUGAAUAGUGCUGUCAGUUUAAUACUUUUUAUAUAUGUGUACGAAAAAGAACCAUUUCUUGGAAUUUUUUAGAACAUCUGAAGCUUCAUUUACCUUCUACAAGGUUUUCAAGCAAGACACUCUUACUUGAGUGAUUACAAUAUUCUUUUUUAAAUUUAAGUCUCUUCUUGGGGCAUGUUGAGUGACUUUAAAGUGGGCCGCGACAAAGCAUGCUAUUCCAAUCGCUUCUUGCAUGGCAAGCACGAAAACUGAACUUGGCGGGUUUCUGGGCACUCGCUGCCAAACCAAUGCCGUCACUCUGUCCCACAUAUUUCUCUCUUGUUCAACAACACUUAUGAGUUUUAAAUACUUGUGGAGUUUCAGAAGGCUGUACCGACAUCCUCCUCUUUGUUAUCUUCUCUGUUGAGUCAAGAAUUAUUCUUAUCAUUCUAAAUACCCUCUUGACAUUCAGAGGGUUACUAUGAACGCAUGUCAUCAUUAUUAUUAUGGAGAUACCUGACUUUCUCAAUGAACUGUAUGUAUGUCAUGGGAAGAGAUUAAUUUGACCUAACAUGCAAGCACUUAAGCAUGAGAAUCUUGAUGAAUGUUUUACUCUUAACUAUCUUGGGCCUUAAGCAGUGGAUUUUUUGCUCUUGUUAUAUAUCUUCUAUAAACUUUAAAAAGAUUUAAUAUAUUGCUUGAUUAUUUUAAAAGUUUACUUCAUAAUUUUAAAAUACAUUUAUUUAUUGCUUAUAGGUACAGAACUAUAGAUUUAUUUUAGAGUAUAUUUUUUUUAGGCUUUAAUAAUGCUGUACAUGUAUACAGUAUAAAUUUUAUACAUUGCGAAGCAUAAUGUUACACAUUAAAUAGUCAUACAUGCAUAUUAAUACCUUGAAAAUAUAAGAUUGUGACAUCACACACACAC
Molecule: messenger RNA, 5901 nt
Organism: Procambarus clarkii (red swamp crayfish)
Lineage: Eukaryota; Metazoa; Arthropoda; Malacostraca; Decapoda; Cambaridae
Source: RefSeq, a predicted model, not a curated record